AUGGAAAAUGGUUCCCAGAGCAACCUAAAGCCUGCUCAGUCACAUGCCAACACGAGCUAUUGGCCCGAGUGGAACUGGACAAGCCCGCAGGAAUUCAUCAUCCUGGGUUUCUCAGGGUGGCCCCAGGGCCUCCGGGUGCUCUUGUUUGCCUUCCUUCUCCCUGUCUAUCUGGCCACACUGGCAGGAAACCUGCUCAUCCUGGCCCUGGCCGUCGUGGACCCUGCCCUGCAUACCCCCAUGUACUUCUUCCUGGGUGCACUGUCAGCCGUCGAGGUGGCCUACACCCUGGUGCUGACCCCCCGCAUGCUGGCUGGCUUCCUCCUACCUCCAGGGGGCCAGGCUGUGGCUGCCUCCACUUGUGCUGCCCAGAUGGGCCUCUUCGUGGCCCUGGGGGGCUCCGAGUGCCUGCUGUUAGCAGCCAUGGCCUUGGACCGCUACCUGGCCAUCUGUCGGCCUCUCUACUAUCCUCAGCUCAUGACCUCUGGGCUCUGCUGGUGCCUGCUGGCCUCCUGCUGUGCUGGCGGCUCUGUCCUGGCCUUAGGCCUCACCACUGCCAUAUUCCAGCUGCCUUUCUGCCAAGGCGGACUGGUCAACCACGUCUUCUGUGACCUGCCGGCAGUGCUGGUGCUGGCCUGUGGGAACCGAGACCUGCAGGAAAAUGUGCUCCUGGCCGCCUGCCUGCUGCUGCUGGUGCUGCCUCUGGCCUUGAUCCUGCUAUCCUACACCAGAGUGUUGGUGGUCAUCCUGGGUGUGGGUGGGGCUGCAGGACGCCGCAAGGCCUUCAACACUGUGGCGUCCCAUCUGACGGUUGCCGUGCUCCACUACGGCUGCGCCACGGCCAUGUACGCCCGUCCGCUCCGCAGCCGUUCCCUGGAGGAGGACAAGCUGGUCUCGCUCAUCUACAUCAACCUCACGCCUCUACUCUACCCAGCUAUCUACACGCUGAGGAACCGCGACAUGCAGGGUGCCCUGCAGCGCAUGGUCUGCCCGAGGGCACCAGGCAGCACCCAGCAAGCUGAGCUCACCUGA
This is a messenger RNA of Echinops telfairi (small Madagascar hedgehog), 1029 nucleotides long. Its product is annotated as olfactory receptor 10AC1-like. The transcript is spliced from 3 exons. Gene Ontology annotation, biological process: G protein-coupled receptor signaling pathway. Bases 1 to 1029 code for a protein of 342 amino acids. Gene Ontology annotation, molecular function: G protein-coupled receptor activity; olfactory receptor activity. Lineage: Eukaryota; Metazoa; Chordata; Mammalia; Afrosoricida; Tenrecidae. Gene Ontology annotation, cellular component: membrane. The record is from RefSeq and is a predicted model, not a curated record.